AGACAGAGAGAUAAUACAAUUGUAAUAGUUUGGAUCGGAGUGAAAGAUGGUGAUCAGAUGUAGGUUUUGGAUGGUAAUGAUAAUAUUAAUAAUAACAAGUCAUGAAUAUUAUUUGAUCAUGGGUCAUGAUGAUGGAGGGGUUCGUUGCAUUGAAGAGGAAAGGAAAUCUCUCCUGCAAUUCAAAGCUGCUUGCCUUCAGGCAGCAGGAGUAGAUCAGGACUACUUCUUAAGUUCCUGGGUAGAAGAUGAUGAUGAUCAUAACUGUUGUGACUGGAAGAGGGUCACUUGUGAUCCCGUCACUGGCCACGUCUUACAACUCUCAUUGUCAGCCAUUCUCUACUCAGCCCCAGACUUCUCAGACUUCACCUAUACUUGGACUAGGAGGAGUAUGGAAGCAAUUGCAACAGGAAUUCAGAAAUUGUCGACUCUAAAGCAUCUACAGAGGCUCUAUUUAAGCAGUAAUCAACUUGAUGCUAGUGUUUUGCCAUCUUUGAGUACACUUAAAUCUCUUAAAUUGCUUGAUUUAUCAGAUAAUCAUUUAUUUAAGGAAGGUUUUUCAUCUCAAGAAUGUAAACCUUUGUUGAAAUUAAAGAAAUUAGAAGAGUUAUCUCUUUCAUAUAAUAUCCUAUAUGAUGACCCGUCCAAGAAAAUAAAUGUGUCUUGUUUGGGUUCCUUACCAUCCCUAAGAAGACUUUCUCUAAGUGGGAAUUAUUUCAUGGAUGGUCUGAAUGAAGUGCUGGAAUCACUACAAAAGUUAGAGCAUUUGGAUUUAUCGAACUGUGACUUGACAAGCAAAGGUGGUGGCGUAGUGAUGAGAUCAUUUUCUAAGAUGACCAAACUUAGGAAUCUUGAUUUAAGUUGGAACUAUUUUGAGAAGGAUAUGCUAGUCGCACUUAGUGCCUUGCCGUCCCUUCAAUCUCUCAAUCUAAGCGGUAAUCCUUCUAUUGAAGGUCCACUCACCAAUCUAGAUUUAAUUGGGUUUCAUCAUUUAGAAAUUCUAAACCUUGCUAGUUGCAGAUUAAAUGGAACCAUACUAGCUCAGAGUUUGUGUAAAAUGAAUAAACUUCAGGAGCUAGAUCUUUCUUACAAUUCUUUACAAGGAGACAUCCCUAUAUGUUUGAAGGAGUUGUCAGUUUUGAAGUAUUUCAAUAUCCAAAAUAAUCAAUUGAGUGGAAACAUAUCUUCAUCCUUAUUCAGAGAUCUCAACUCAUUGGAAUGUAUUGAUCUAAGGGAUAAUAGUCUACAAGGAUCUUUGUCUUUAAAGACAUUUGCCAAUUUUUCUAAGCUUGAAGAUGUACUAAUAAGUAGUUACAGUGAUAAGUUGGUGGUAGAAUCGGAUGUAGUUGAUUGGGUUCCUAAGUUCCAAUUGAAGAGUCUUAUGCUAUCCAAUUGCAACUUGAAGGAAUUCCCCAAGUUUCUUCUUUACCAGAAGGAUCUUCGGUUCUUUAAUCUCUCUCACAACAAACUAGAAGGUUCCUUUCCCGACUGGUUGUUUGUAAACAAUACUAAGAUGGAUGUAUUAUCGAUGCGAGAUAAUAGUUUAGUUGAAGGCAAUAUAUUCUCUAACUUGUUCAAUCGGAGUAUAGGAGGAGGACGAUAUCUAAAUUCCAUUGACAUAAGCUACAACAACAUGUCAGGUCAAAUUCCAAUAACAACAACAACUACUAAUCGUUCCAUCACGAUGGGGGUACUUAGCAUGCGAGGCAAUUCGUUUUCUGGCCCGUUCCCAUGCCAUCUAGUUGUGUAUUAUUAUUUGGACAUUUCUUAUAACUCAUUCUCGGGAGAAUUACCAGCUGAUUGUUCAAGCUUUACAUACUCCAGACACCUGAACUUGUAUGGGAAUAGAUUCACAGGAUUGAUUCCGGAAACUAUUUUUAAUUCAUUAGGACUCAAGACAUUGAACAUUGGAAAUAACUUCUUUUCUGGAAUGAUCCCAACUCAUCUCAUUAAUAAUAGCAAAUAUUUGCAAGUGUUAUCUUUGAGAGGAAAUAAUUUGAGUGGAGAAAUUCCGCAUGAGUUAUGCCAAUUGAAAAGGUUAAAUUGGUUAGAUUUGUCUCACAACUCCUUUUCAGGAUCUAUUCCUACUUGCUUAGGCAAUAUCACUUUGGGGGAAAACACAAACAAUCUAGAUGGUACAUUUGGAAUAGAAGUUGAUGGUGGACGACUGAUAUCGUAUGAUUAUAAGUCUGAUGCGCUGAUUUCCACCAAGUACAGGGAUGAUUCCUAUAUUGGUAAGUCAUUGGAGUUGAUGUCUGGAUUGGAUCUAUCAUCUAACAACUUGGAAGGAUUAAUUCCAAAUGGACUCGGAAAUCUGAGUGCCAUCCAUGCGCUCAACCUAUCACACAACUGGUUAAGUGGACCCAUUCCUCAAACAUUUUCAAACCUGAUGCAGAUCGAGAGUUUAGACCUUUCUCACAACAAUCUCAGUGGAGAAAUUCCAUCCAACCUAGUGAAUCUCAAUUUAUUGGGGACAUUUUCUGUAGCCUAUAACAAUCUAUCGGGAAGACUUCCAGAUAUGAAGGGUCAGUUUGCAACCUUUAUAGGGGAUAGUUAUGCAGGUAACCCAUUCCUCCUCUGCGGACCUCCAUUGGAAAAAGACUGUGAGGUCAAGGUCAAGAACGAUGAUGAAGUGCAUAAUCAUGAUUAUGGUCAUGAAGAAGAAGAAGCAUGGUAUACUACUAUUGAUAGAGAGGAAUUCUAUGCCAGCUUUAUGGCAACCUAUAUUGUCUACAUUUUGGGGUUUGUUACCGUGCUCUGGAUCAAUACCCGCUGGCGUAACAGGUGGUUUAAUUUCAUGGAGAAUAUAUUGUUUUCAUCUUACUAUUUUCUGUCGGAUGCAUUAUAUAAGUGUUUUAAGAUUCGAAUAUAAUGAUCAUCUCCAAAAUCAAUCAAUCAAACUGUACGUGUUGUAUCUAGUACGUACUAUUAAUGAAUGAAUGAA
This is a messenger RNA of Impatiens glandulifera, 2941 nucleotides long. Its product is annotated as receptor-like protein 56. NCBI's taxonomy places the organism in Eukaryota, Viridiplantae, Streptophyta, Magnoliopsida, Ericales, Balsaminaceae. Gene Ontology annotation, molecular function: protein binding. The coding region runs from base 47 to 2869 and encodes 940 amino acids. The record is from RefSeq and is a predicted model, not a curated record. The transcript is spliced from 7 exons.